GUAACACCGAAUACUGGCUCAAAUUUGGUAGUAUCACGCACAAAGCAUCCACGUGUCUAUCCCAUCUGUCGUAAAGUUUAACCACAUCGUUGCAGCGGAUGGAAAUAAAUAGCAAAUAGAUGAGAACUACUUCUCAGCUAUUUGCUAUUUAUUUUUAGUGUCCAUGAAUAUGGUACGCCUAUGACUGAUAUUUCUAACUUGGCUUCAUACUUCGUAAACUGCCGAAUCCGUGUUAGUAAAGAUGAAAUAACAAUAUUCUAAAAUAACUAGAUCUAAGCAAAGGACCGGGUCCAGAUGGUAUUCUGUCUCACUUUGUCAAAAGUAGACACGAUGUGCGAACUACACACUUAUGUAUCAUGUUUGACAAAUCGCUCUCUACUGGAACCUUUCCCAAGGCAUGGAAAGGUGCUCACAUUAUACCUAUACAUGAAUCGGGGGAAAAGUCUGAUGGGUCUAACUACAGACAAAUAUGCAUACCGAGCUGCUUUGCUAAAACUUUUGAACGCGCUGUAUAUAUUUUUUGUUUUUAAGUUAGUGAUAAUUUCUUAUCAACAUGGGUUCAUGGCACACAAAUCAACAACUAACUUGACGGAAUACUCCAAUUACUUAUCAGAUACAAUCGAUGAUAGAGGUCAGAUCGACAUUAUUUACACUGAUUUUCAAAAGGCGUUUGUUAAAGCUCAUCAUUACCUUCUAUUGACAAAUAUAAGAAUGUGUACAUUCAACAAGGCAACCUGCACAGAUGUAUAAACUCUUAUAUAAACAAUCGCACCGAAAUUGUCGCCAUUAGAGGUUAUUUUUCGGCAGCUAUGUCGGUUCCGUCUGGGGUCCCUCAUGGAUCUCAUUUUUAACCUAUACUUUUUAACAUUUUUAUUAGUGACAUACAACAAUGUUUUGAAAAUGGCACCAGCCUUGCGAUUCUGUAACUCACUUUUCGAACUCACACAUCGGUUUUCGCAUCGGUGGUCGCUCUCAAAUCAGUCGUGAAGCAGUCAUUUUAUGAUUUGGCAUUCUGAUAAACAAUAAACUACAAGCUCCCACCUUAGCGAUGGGGUCUUUUGUACCUAGGUAUUUAAUUAUAAAUAUGCCGUGAAUUUUGAAUCAUUUACAAACCAAAUCAAAUACGAUUACGUAAUUGUAUAUAGUGUUAGUAUAUGACUACGAUUUUCAUUCACUUGAUUCAUAAUAAAUUUAAAAAUUUAAUUAAAAUAAAUAUCUUAUUUUUGCGUAGUAAAUUGGUGAAUACAUAAGAUACGAUACGAUAUAGUUUUAAGAAAGGGCAUUAUACUUUUUAUGGAUUCGUUUCAACUUCAACACUAUGACAUUGUAUAAUCUAUGCACAUGUUCUUAUAAUAAUGAUUCUAUGGUGAUAAAGACAUAUCUUUGACAGCUUGUAGCACAUGAAAGUUGUCAUUGUUGAGUGUCACUUUUGAGGUUUUGUUUCAUUUCUCAAAGCUGUUCAUUUUACGAACCAUUCAUACCUUUUAUUUAGUAUUUACACAUUCAUAAUAUUAUUCUUUCAUACAACAUAAUCGUAGCUUUUUAAAGUUAUGUAAAUUUAUAUGCAUGAAAUGAACGAGAUUUAUAGAUUUUGAAAAAUGUGUAAUUUUACAUCUAUAAAGUUCUAGUUUGAACAUCGAAUAAUUUUACAAAUGCUCUGUUGUAAUAGAUAAUGGAUCCAAGAAUGUGCAGAAAAAUCAGUAGCAGUGAAAGUCUUGCAGAUGUUGACAAUGAGGAAUUUGAAGUAUCGAAUAUCAUCGCACCGCAAGAAAGCGAGGAUAAUUUUCUUUUGGAGGGCAGCCCAGAACCACAAACCGUGACCUGGCUUGACGACGAUCAAAUUGAUGAUCUUAAUUUAGACCAAACUAACCUAUUUUUUCACAGAGUUGAUAGUGCUGAUAUAAUUUAUAGAAGCAAGAAAAAAAAGUGUAAAUUGGUAGGCAAAUAUGUAAUGGGCGAUAUAUUAGGGGAAGGUUCCUAUGGAAAAGUUAAAGAAAUGUUAGAUUCUGAAACUUUGUGUAGGCGUGCUGUUAAGAUAUUAAAAAAACGAAAGUUGCGGAGGAUCCCCAAUGGUGAACAAAAUGUUCAAAGAGAGAUUCAAUUGUUGCAAAUACUUAGGCAUAAAAAUGUGAUAGAACUAGUUGAUGUAAUGUACAAUGAUGAAAAGCAGAAGAUGUAUCUAGUUAUGGAGUUUUGUGUUGGUGUUCUUCAAGAUAUGUUAGAAUCAAGUCCUGGAAAAAAGUUUCCUCAGCAUCAAGCACAUGAAUAUUUUACUCAGCUCCUUGAUGGCUUAGAAUAUUUACAUGGUCAAGGUGUGGUGCAUAAGGACAUUAAGCCAGGAAAUCUGCUUUUGACACUGGACCAAACAUUAAAGAUAACUGAUUUUGGAGUUGCUGAGGCUUUGGAUAUGUUCUCACCGCAAGACACAUGCUAUACAGGACAAGGUUCACCAGCCUUUCAACCUCCAGAAAUUGCAAAUGGUGCCGAGACCUUUUCAGGCACCAAAGUAGAUAUAUGGAGUAGUGGUGUCACAUUGACGGUACCCGUUCGAGGGCGACAACGUGUAUCGGUUGCUGGAGGCCAUCGGGAGGGCCGAACCGGUGCCUCCGCCCGCGUGCGUCGGGAGCUCCCUCUCCGCCCUCUUGGGGCACAUGCUCAAGAGGGACCCGGACCUGAGGCCCACCGUGCAGCAGAUCAGGCGGCACGACUGGGUGCGGUCGAUCCCGCCCCUCGGGCCGGGCGAGAGGAUCGUGCAGCCUCGGUCCCGCAAGUCGGACGAGCUGCACAGCUCCACCGUCGUCCCGUACCUCGUCGAGAGGCAUUACGUGUCCGCGCAGGAGUACUUCACCGAGAGAGACCUGAAACACGACUUGGGCGGCGGUUCCGGGAGCCUCUCGACGGCGGAGCUGUCGGAGGGCGAGUCGGCGCAGGGCAAGGGGCGCUGGCACUCGUCGUGCGGCCGCCUGCCCUCGUGUCGCCUCACGUGAUGGUCCUCCGAUGCGCGUCGGGUUCUCGUGUUUUCUUAGCGAUCACUAAAUUAUUGUUUGACGACACUUAUCCGGCCAGUGUUGUGAACGUUUUUGGAGAUAGUUUUUCUCGAACGUCCGGUGCGAGCGUCGAGUACCUUCGGGAACCUGAAGAUUUCAUUUAAAGAUUAAAUAUCCUAAUGUCCGCGUAUUGUAAAAAGGUUGGAAUCGUAUCGCCCCUGAAAUUGAUUAAUUUGUGCAUUCACUUUUGAAUAUCAUCGAAAUCUCCGACCGAAGGAAGAACGAGCCCGUUUAAAUUUGUCGCCAGAUCGUUGAAGAGAAGUCCCACCGAUCAUUCAUAUUUUUGUAAAUAGUUCAAUUUAGAAAAACAAAAAUCAGUUCGGGCAGAAUCUCAACGUUGGGGCCGUGGAUAUUGUAUGACGAUCUGUACACGAUCUACUUAUCGCUACUUAUAAUAAAUUAGACGAUAAUAAAGUAAUGCAUAGUUUAAUCGAUCGACCAAUGUUAUUGUGAUCGGCCGAUUUCAAUAACUGUUCUAUUUCUGAUUAAAUGUUUUGUUAAUUAAAAUAUUGUUAUUGAAAUUGGCCGAAAGUAGUGAAAUGCGACUUCCACAAAAUUUCCGCUUUGCAUUAAUUGUACAUCUUUAGAUUCUUUAAAUUACGCGUUUCGACCUCAAUCUAAAAAUAUGUCACGGUUUAAAUAAUUGUUGUUUUCUUUGUAUUAAAUGUUAUUUGUAUAUUUCUAGAAUUGUAAAGUACAAGUUUGCAAAGACUCCGCUUAACGCAGUCGUCUCAUUAAAAAUAUCUUAAUUCAGAAAAGUUAAUAAUGUUAAGAUAUUUACAUAUUGAUAUCGAAAUUUCAACUCUUAAUCGAGAAUAUUUUCAAAACAUAAGGCUAAUCGGUGAGCCUUCUAAGAUUGGGGACACUGAAUUUCAUACAAUAAGUAUAUUUAUUAUAUUUGAGACAUCGAACUAAUAAAUCGUGUGUUUACGAAAAUAGAUUCAAUACUUUUGUUUAAGAGACUCCCAUUUCAUAUCACUUUGCAUGUACUCGGACCUCACUUUUAUAUAUAUUUUUAUAUCGCCUUUGUAUGAUUUUGCCCGGUCGGCAAUUUUGUUUGCCGAAUGUGGCCUUUCGCUCGUAUGAACGGAGCACUGAUUGUCCGAAUAUAUUGUGCAAUAAAUUGAUAUUUUAUGUUAAGGUUUUACUACAUAAUACAAAUAUCGCAGUCCUGUCCGCCUCUUAUUGAAUGAAAAAGUGAAGGCGUUUGGUUUAUGAAGCCACCUAUUUUGGAAUUCUUUUUUACCUCCGUUAACGAAUAAACUAUUAGAUUUGAUUCUUAAAAUAUACAGUUAAUAGUGGGACGAGGAAGAAAUCGCCGUUUUUAAAACGUGCGUCAUUCGGCAAUUACUUUUGAGAUUAUUGCGCAGAUCUCCUUUCGCCAAAGGCGUAGUGAAACUCGUAGUUCUUAGAUAGUCGUAGUGAACGAUGAAAAGUGAGGUCCCGCGUUCCCUACGUUAUUCUGUAAUGCUUCUAACUGACGUGUGCCUGAACUGAUGUUGAGCAAUAUUUAACAGAUUAAAAGAGAAUAUUAAUAUAUUGUAAAUAAAAUAUCUAAAUAACA
Molecule: messenger RNA, 4611 nt
Organism: Pieris napi
Lineage: Eukaryota; Metazoa; Arthropoda; Insecta; Lepidoptera; Pieridae
Gene: Lkb1
Product: serine/threonine-protein kinase STK11
Exons: 6
Coding region: 1673-3151 (492 amino acids)
Biological process (GO): intracellular signal transduction; protein phosphorylation; regulation of cell growth
Cellular component (GO): cytoplasm
Molecular function (GO): protein kinase activator activity; protein serine/threonine kinase activity; ATP binding
Source: RefSeq, a predicted model, not a curated record